AUGGGCGGCCGCAACAAGAAGCAGCGCGCGGGCAGCGCAGCUCAUGCGGCCGCUGCCGCCACCGCCCGCGCGCGCGUCGCUGCCGCCGCCGCGCAGCCCCCGCAGCGCGAGGGGGCCGCGCCCGCAGAGCCCCCCGGCAGGGCCGCCCCGCUCCGCCCCGCGCCCGCCGCCAAGGAACUGCGUGUGAAACAAGGUCCGAAAACGUAUAGUUUUAGUUCAACAACAGAUUCCGGGGCUGCUGCAAAUCUAGAUAAAUCUGUUCUUAAGGUAACGAUAAAUGGUAACUUGGAGAAAAGGAUUAUUGAUGUCAUCAAUGACCAUAAAACCCAAAAUGAUGACAAAGGAAUGAUUUCCAAAAGACUUACUGCAAAGAAACUACAGGAUGUAUACAUGGCUUUACAAAGGUUCUCUUUUAAGACUGAGCACAUUGAAGAAGCGAUGAAAAAUACACUUUUGUAUGGUGGUGAUCUUCACUCUGCCCUUGACUGGCUUUGUUUAAAUCUUCCUGAUGAUGCUUUGCCUGAAGGUUUUAGCCAGCAGUUUGAGGAGCAGCAGCAGAAACCAAGAGCAAAGUUUCGUUCUCCCGUGUCACAGCAUGAACCUCCGCCUCACUUAGUAGAUAACAAAAAGAAGGCAAGUGGCCCUGAAACUAAGAAGAUGAAUGUGGGGAAAGAGAAAGAAGUGAGUAUGAAGGAAUGGAUUUUGCGAUACGCCGAGCAACAGAGUGAUGACGAGAAGAAUGAGUCUUUGAAAGAGACAGCUGAGGAACAGUUUGACCUAAAUGAGAGGUAUAUACAUCUGUCUGCCAAGCUUUCAGAAGCAAAAGAACAAGGAAGCCUCUCCAAGCAAGACAAAGACAAGCAAGGCCAAAAGGCGGCACAGGAGAAAAUAAGAAGAAUUCAGCAAGAAAUGGGAGUACUUGAAGAACAUCCAGUAUUUAAUCCAGCUCUAAAGAUUUCAAACAAACAGGAAAGCGAAAAGAAAAAAACUCCCUCACCUCAGCCUCAAGAAACCACUUUCAAUUUGAGCUUGCUUGAAAAACCUGAUGGUGCUGCAAAGGAAGACAAAGUGAAAAAGAAAGAACCACUAGAUAUAAGAAACUUUGAUUAUAGUGCUCGAAGUUGGACUGGUAAAUCUCCAAAACAAUUUUUGAUUGACUGGUGCAGGAAAAAUUUUCCCAAGAGUCCAAAUCCUUCUUUUGAAAAAAUUCCUGUUGGAAAAUACUGGAAAUGUAGGGUCAGGAUUGUCAAAUCAUCAGAUGAUAUAAUGGCAAUGUGUCCUACAAUCGUAACAGAAGAUAGUAUGCAAGCACAACAUCUAGCUGCUACUUUGGCACUCUACCAUUUAACCAAAGGACAAUCAGUUCAUCAGUUACUGCCUCCUACCUACCGAGAUGUCUGGCUAGAAUGGAGGGAUAUUGAAAAGAAAAAGGAAGAAGAAAACAAGAUAGAAACCAACAAGCCUCGUGAUACCUUUAUUGCUAAAUUAUUAAACAAACUCAAAAAACAACAGCAGCUACAGUCUGAAGACCAGCCUAAAGUAUCUGAGGGUCCUGAAGAUUCCUGGGAAAACUUAGUUUCUGAUGAGGACUUCAGCAGUCUCUCCCUUGAGACCUCAGAUGCAGAUAGUUUGGAACCUUCAAGGAUUUUGUUCAAAAAGCUGCAAAGGUCCUCUAAAUAUGAGAAGCUUCUGAAAGAGAGACAAGAGUUACCUGUGUUUAAGCACAGAUGCUCAAUCAUAGAAACUCUUAAAAAACAUCGAGUACUUGUUGUGGCUGGUGAAACAGGCAGUGGGAAGAGUACCCAGGUGCCCCAUUUUUUGUUGGAAGACUUGUUGCUAGAUGAAGGAUCAAAAAAAUGCAAUAUUGUUUGCACACAACCCCGAAGAAUCUCAGCAGUGAGUCUGGCAACCAGGGUUUGUGAAGAGCUAGGCUGCGAAUCAGGACCAGGAGGAAAAAAUUCCCUGUGUGGAUAUCAAAUUCGUAUGGAAUCAAGAAUGGGAGAAGCCACCAGACUUCUGUACUGUACAACAGGUGUCCUGCUUCGGAAACUUCAAGAAGAUGGUCUUCUUUCAAGUAUAUCUCAUGUUAUUGUAGAUGAGGUACACGAAAGAAGUGUCCAGUCUGAUUUCUUGCUAGUUACUCUGAAAGAGAUCUUGCAUAAGCGCUCAGACCUGCAUGUGAUUUUAAUGAGUGCUACUGCAGACAGUGAGAAGUUUUCCAGCUAUUUCUCACAUUGUCCCAUUUUAAGGAUUUCGGGGAGGAGUUACCCAGUUGAGAUUUUCCAUGUUGAAGAUGUAAUUGAAGCAACUGGCUAUGUUCUGGAGAAAGACUCAGAAUACUGUCAGAAGUUCUUGGAGGAGGAGGAGGAAGUAGUAAUAAAUGUUACUGUCAAAGGAGGAGGCACUACAAAGCAUCAGGAAUAUGUCCCAGUCCAGUCUGGAUCUGGUAUUGAUUUGGCUCCUUACUAUGCGAAGUAUAGCAGUCAUACACAGCAGGCUAUCUUGUAUAUGAACCCUUACAAGAUCAACCUUGAACUUGUUUUGGAGUUGCUUUCAUACUUAGACAGAAGUCCCCAGUUCAAGAACAUCGAGGGUGCUGUGCUGAUCUUUUUACCAGGCCUUGCCCAUAUCCAACAGCUGUAUGAUCUCAUUUCAACUGACAGAAGAUUUAACUUGCGUGACAGGCACAGAUUAGUAGCUUUGCAUUCUGUUGUUUCAACUCAAGAUCAAGCAGCUGCAUUUACAAUACCUCCUCUUGGUAUUAGAAAGAUUGUUUUGGCAACCAAUAUAGCAGAGACGGGUAUUACAAUACCAGAUGUUGUCUUUGUAAUUGAUACUGGGAGAACAAAGGAAAAUAGGUAUCAUGAAAGCAGUCAGAUGAGUUCCCUGGAAGAGACCUUUGUUAGUAAAGCGAGUGCUCUGCAGCGACAAGGAAGAGCUGGACGUGUUAGGGAUGGGUUCUGCUUCCGAAUGUACACAAGAGAGAGGUUUGAAAGUUUCAUGGAAUAUUCUGUUCCAGAAAUACUGCGUGUGCCUUUGGAGGAAUUAUGCCUUCAUAUUAUGAAAUGCAAUCUUGGCUCUCCUGAAGAUUUUCUUUCCAGAGCAUUAGACCCACCACAGCAGCAAGUAAUUGGUAAUGCAAUGAAUCUAUUGAGGAAGAUUGGGGCUUGUCAUCUAAACGAGCCCAAGCUGACUCCACUGGGCCAGCACCUUGCAGCCCUUCCUGUUAAUGUAAAGAUUGGCAAAAUGCUUAUAUUUGGUGCUAUAUUUGGCUGCUUGGAUCCUGUGGCAACUCUGGCUGCUGUUAUGACAGAAAAAUCCCCAUUUACUACACCAAUUGGUCGAAAAGAUGAAGCAGAUCUUGCAAAAUCAUCUCUAGCUAUGGCAGUUUCAGACCAUAUAACAAUCUACAACGCUUAUCUGGGGUGGAAAAGGGCUCGACAGGAAGGGGGAUAUCGUGCUGAAAUGACUUACUGCAGAAAAAAUUUUCUGAAUAGGACUUCACUGUUAACUCUGGAGGAUGUGAAGCAGGAACUCAUAAGGGUGGUCAGAGCAGCAGGGUUCACAGCACCUACAACACAAUGUGGAUGGGAUGCAAAUGGAGUCACACAAUCCCUUUCUCUCAGUGAAAUAGCUCUUCUUAAAGCUGUGUUGACUGCUGGGCUGUAUGACAAUGUAGGAAAAAUACUAUAUAUGAAGUCUGUGGAUAUUACAGAGAAACUGGCUUGUACUGUAGAAACUGCUCAGGGUAAAGCGCAAGUGCAUCCCUCCUCUGUAAACCGCGACUUACAGACAUAUGGAUGGCUGCUUUACCAGGAGAAGGUGAGGUAUGCUAAAGUGUAUUUGAGAGAGACUACUUUAAUAUCCCCCUUUCCCAUUCUGCUUUUUGGUGGGGAUAUAGAAGUCCAGCAUCGGGAGCGUCUCCUGACAGUUGAUGGCUGGAUCCAUUUUCAGGCUCCUGUAAAGAUAGCAGUAAUUUUCAAACAGCUGAGAGUUCUUAUUGAGUCUGUUUUGAAGAAGAAGCUUGAAAAUCCCAAAAUGUCACUUGAAGAUGACAAGGUCUUACGCAUCAUCAAAGAACUGAUAAAAACAGAGAAUGGUAACUGAAACCAGAAAUCAGUAACAAACCAGAGCUUCAGUAAUGGCGGGGGAAAUAUGCACUCCAACGUUAACUGACAUUUAAAUGCUUAGUGUGGUUGCUACCAGCCAUGAUGGGGAUAGAUUGCAUGAUUUUGCAUAGGAUUUUGCAUAGGAUUAACCUUUCUCUGUAUGACUUUAAAGAUGAACAUUGGAUAUGUUUAGGAUUUAUAAUACAUUUGGUGCCAUUUGUCUGACUAUACCAAUGAUAGCUGCAAUCAGUUUCUUUUCAAUAUAGAAAUGGCUGUGAAUGAUUUUUCUUUCUCAGCUUAAUGUGCUAAUCAUACCAUCACUGGUGAUGUAGUAUGUAGUGAUGACUAAAGACUGUAUCUCAGUUGAGUAGAAUUCCAUUAGAGAUGUGCAAACAGAUGACAAAUGUUUCUUAUGUGGGUUUCCUAAGUGGUAAAUGUUUUUUUAAAAUAUGAAUUUACAGUAUUGAACCAAUACAUCUUAUAGAUGUCUUAAUUUUUCUGUAUGAUUUACAUUAGGAAAAUGCUCUGUAAGAUGAUAAUAUGGACUGCUGUGAACAGGUGCUCAGCUAGACAAGUGUACUAACCAGCAGCCCAUCCCAAACAGAGGAUGUGCCUCUUCUCACAGUUGUCCCUCCCUGAUCCUUGUCUCUCCCUGCAAUUGCAAUAUGUUUUGCUGCCCCUUCUGUAUGUUAAGGUUUUCACAGUGUUGCAAGCCCCCUUCAAAUGAUGAGCAUGUUUUUUUCCCCCUUUAUUGAUCAAAGUUCGGGUUACCCCUUUUGAAUGCUCUAUCAGAGCAGUUCCUGGUGGAAACUUUCAGUGGCAGACACCUUCUGGUCUUCACUGUUCUCUCUUACCACCUGCUCACAGUGAUUGUAUCCUGUGAUAGCGAUCCUUUGUUUCUUAUUUUUUUGAUACUGAAAAAUCCUUAACCAGAUAGCUUAAGGAACCAGAUGCUCUUACAUUCUGCCUGUCCACACUAUUUGCAAUUAUGAAGCGCAAUUUUAGAUCACCAAUUCUGCUUUCAAGAAUGACGAAUGUAUUGGUGGGGAAGGUUUGCAAUUGAAUAAUUGCAGUCAAGUAGGAACUGUAUGUACAGACAGAGGAACAGUGUAGAUGACAACUUCUGUUUAAUCUGAAAAAUAAAGAUUUUGUACAGCAGAAGUUAAUAGUGUCCAGAAAGGACACUAUUUUGCAUAAAAAUGCAAAAUACAUGGAGCCUAUCCAGUUAGGUUAUCACAGCACAACUGGUAUUGCUGUGCUGAGAGAAACAUAAGCUGAAAAUAGACCAGCUUGUGGAUGUUACCCUAUACUUAGUUCAGGAAGAGACAAGUUGUAAUAGGAAUUUAUUAAGAACUUUGAAGGAAAAGUGAUCACAUCUGUUAUUCAUUUAUGCGUUGUGAUAAACUAGUGGUAGUCUUGGUUUCAUAGAUGAGACAGAAACUGGGUUCUGGAUUGUUUUUUAACACAUUUAGGCAAGGAAGCAUUUAAACAGUUAAGUUUUGAUCUUAAGACCUUAUUUUUACUUUCUGUAUUCCCACACAUUGAAAUAAAAACCUGCAAACUAUAUUCACUGAAGAUAUGAACUAAAUCUGCACUCUGAUAAUUUCGUAUGUUUUGUUUCACUUGAGAUCUUUUAUUUGUGUCCUUUGGAAACAUGAACUAGAAAAAAUAUUUCAGUAAUUCAGUAACUAACAAGCUCCUCUUCCUUUUGGAUUUGAAUUUUGCAUAUCAGUUGUUGGUCUUAAAUUGCUAAAUCCUAGGAAAGUGUGAAUUGUCCUUGAGUUCUCCCUUAUUCAACUGUGAUGAACAGAGAGCUUUUUUCCUAUGUAUGGAUAGUAAUGUUGAAAUUCAGUUAUUCUUUGUGUUCCUCUAGCAUGCCCUGAUGAACUAAAAUAAGGGGAUAUUUUGUAAUAAAUAGGAAAUUCCACGGUCUUCUGAGUGAGCAACAGUUUUCUGCAAAACAGAUUAAGGAAAUCACACUGUGGUGAUUUAAGCACAGUUAUCUUAAAACAAACAAACAAAUACUAUGGUGGCUUUCUACUUCUGCAGUAUACAUGAGCAACUUUUGGGCCUGUGCUCUUUUGGCUGGAUGAACUUUCUCUUUUGCUUGAUUUAUUUAAUAAAGACUUCUGUUAACACUGUUA
Molecule: messenger RNA, 6253 nt
Organism: Lepidothrix coronata (blue-crowned manakin)
Lineage: Eukaryota; Metazoa; Chordata; Aves; Passeriformes; Pipridae
Gene: DHX29
Product: DEAH-box helicase 29
Exons: 27
Coding region: 1-4107 (1368 amino acids)
Biological process (GO): translational initiation
Cellular component (GO): intracellular anatomical structure
Molecular function (GO): RNA binding; ATP binding; RNA helicase activity
Source: RefSeq, a predicted model, not a curated record